Dicrocoelium dendriticum is the source of this 666-nucleotide messenger RNA. Lineage: Eukaryota; Metazoa; Platyhelminthes; Trematoda; Plagiorchiida; Dicrocoeliidae. The record is from the annotation of a GenBank genome assembly.
AUGUGUUCAACACUGGACAUCCCUCAUUUCACAGGGUUGAGCUGUGCCGAGGCUACUCUCCUCCAUAUCAUCAUACCUUAUCAGAUGUUCAACAUAAAUUGUCUUCCCACAAAUAUUCGCAACAUAUGGGCAAUCCCAAAUGUCACAAUUGGAUUAGUCACAUUGAUCCUCAUCUCCGCUUAUCUAUACCUAUUCGGAACUGAGUACUGGACGGAGGUUUUGGGGGUCGUCAUGAACACCCUACAUAGUUUAAUUCUCGGCGGAAUUCUCAUACACAAUGGACACAUUGGCAAACAAAUGAGCAUAGUGGUGACCAGUCUUGUAGUCUGCAACACCGUUCAAGGUUUCACACUGUUCGUCCACAGCUGUUUGCUGAAGGAAAAAGGAUUGAAGAUGUUACCUUCUCUACACGCCUUGCGGAGGCGCCUCCAGAGACCAAAAGAAAGCGGUCCCUUAGGCAUAACGCAACAAAGCCACGUGGAUAUUCGUAAUCUAAAUCAGCAACCACUGCCAUCGUUCAGCGGCAGUACGCUUUUUCCCAGAGAAAGCCAUUCCAUCGAGUCACUAUCCUCAUUGGAACUCGAAGGACCCGAUGAAAGACUUCCCGUAAAGAAUAGAAAAGGUACAAGAACUCGGGAAAACGUGAAACGAUUACCCAAACAUUGA